GCUGCACAAGCUUGUCGCAAGUGAGACCUGAAGCAUACAGUGGUGCAGUGACCACCAAAAACGGAUCUUGACCAUGACAACGAAUAGAAUAGUCAUCGGUCUGGCAGUUCUUGUCUGCCACGGAGGUGUGCAGUUGUCGCACGCAGAUCGUGUGAGCUCGUACGCCCCACCACCAGCGAGGGAUUACUACAAUAAUUAUUAUGAUGCCUACGGAAAUGCCGCUCCCAACCAGCGAUUCUUUCUAGGUCCAGUAAAAGGACUCUUGGAUAAAUUCGACAUCUUUGGCUUAGGGAAAGGUAAUUCUUUGAUUCCUCCUUUUGGAUGUCCUCCUUAUGGAGGAGGUGGAUACUACCAACCACCAGCUUCAUCAAAGGGAUAUCCUCCUUACCCUCCUCCUUCCGGUCCUUAUCCAUCACGGCCUGACAACUAUGGACCUCCGGCAAAACCUCCCGGUUAUGCGCCACCAGGUCCUCCAGCUUAUGAUGAUCACUAUAACCAUCACAGACCAAGUGACGAUCCAAAAACUCACUACCGACCAAGUCAUUCAACUUCUCGACCUGUUCAAGACGACAAGCAGAUGCUCAACACCCGACCUCAUCCACUCUACGGUUGAUGGCUGAGUUAAACCAUAGUGCUGAUGGCUGAGCUAAGCCAUAGUGCUGAUGGCUGAGCUAAGCCAUAGUGCUAAUGGCUGAGCUAAGCAAUAGUGCUGAUGGCUGAGCUAAGCCAUAGUGCUGAUGGCUGAGCUAAGCCAUAGUGCUGAUGGCUGAGCUAAAGCCACAGCAAAUGAAUGUGCUAAAGCCAUCGUACUAUGGCUGAGAUAGAGGCAGCUUACUACAUCUGAAUGUUGUCAUUUCUCUUUUGGCAGAGAUGGAUUAUUUAUUUUAUGAUCUCGGAAUAAUUGUAAAGAAUAUCAAAUUGAAACGUAGUAAUUAUAGUGCAAAGUAACGGUACGCUUUGAUAACUGUACAAAAAAUGUUUACCUUUUUAUUAGCUCGAAUUUAGCAUGAGUUAAGUGCUUUUAUAGGAAAUAUUCUAAUAUUUCUAAUGUGUUUCGAAUAAAUUGAGAAAAGGCUACCUACCGUUACACUUACUUAACAGCGAAGAAACAUUUUGAAUACUAAUGCUUAUUUUCUGUCACUAUUAACAUUAUCAGCCAGCUUCUGAAGAAAAUUUCCAGUUUACAAGUAGAAAUAGAUGAUCAUUAUUUCUUGACUGAAGUUCCGUCAUACAAUAUAAAAGUUGUUGGCGUCGUGAUAUUGUGAGUCCAAAGAUUAACUUCCUCAAGGGUAAUUAUAAAGACUCUAUUUAUUAUUUAUUUCAUAAAUAUUGGUAAGAAAUAGGCUUAUAAAGUAAGAAAUUGCUUUGGCUUUCUACGUUUCAAAUUAUUUAUAGUUCACAAAUGCCUUAUACUAACAUAGUUGAAAAUACCAAUGCAAUUCAACAUGUAAUUCGGCCGUAACUUUUAUCAGUAAAAUUCUAAAUGAGGUCGCAGAAUUUAUUACGCGAUCUGAAGUCAACAUUGACACUUCAGCAAAAUUAAAUAAGGUAUUUCGGUUAAAAUUUCUAAUUAUGGAACUCAAUAUUUAUAAUUCAUUUGUAAAUUUACUUGUUAAGUACCUGAUGUUUCGUAUAUCUAACAUUAUUUAGUCAAUUGCCUAAUGCAAAAUAAAUACUUAUUUUAUC
Hyalella azteca is the source of this 1686-nucleotide messenger RNA. Its product is annotated as annexin A11. NCBI's taxonomy places the organism in Eukaryota, Metazoa, Arthropoda, Malacostraca, Amphipoda, Hyalellidae. The coding region runs from base 74 to 613 and encodes 179 amino acids. The transcript is spliced from 2 exons. The record is from RefSeq and is a predicted model, not a curated record.